AUGUCACGCCGGAAGCAGAAACGACCCCAGCAGCUAGUUAACUCGGACCAGGGGGGCACGCGGAUACUAUCGCACGGUGAGAAAAGUUUAUUAUGGUUAUUCUAAGGCAUGCGUCUGUUUUUAUUUCUAGGAUAUUUCCCAUAGUUAUAUGAAUGAAUCAACAAACAAAGUUACAGGUCGGAAUUUACAACUAUGAUGAUGAUCAAUAGGGUUAAACAAGGUAACGUUAUAAGAUAACCUUGUUUGCAGAAACUGCAGUUAAAAUCCUGCUACGAGAGUAGGCUUAAAGUCAAAGUUUGUUUAUUUUGUUACAUUUUAUGUAAAUUCCUCCUAAAAUGUUACCGUUCACAUCUAAAAAGUCAUUUUACUCAGGUGACCAAUCAUCAGCAUAACUUGAUCUUUGCAUUUUGGUUCUUUGUUUGCAUAUUUUAUAAUGGCAAAAAGUCAUAUCCUCUUGCAAUAAGUUCGUUUAGUGGAUUGCAGUCUGCAAUGGGCCCCAGUAGUGGAGUCCGAGUCCCAGGUACUUGAGGGCUGGCCCUGUAAACUUGUCCCUGUGGCCUGGUUGAUAACACCCAUCUGUGACCAUUUUCCUGUGAUGUUUAGUCCUCUAGGAAACUAACAGGCUGCUCAGGGCUGACUACUGGAGGUCUUUCAUUACUUAGAUGACAGUCUCCCUAUUCAUCAACAAUAAGGCUGGAUCAGUGGGGGGGAAAGAGAGCUGGAGGGGGUCUUUUUGGUAAAUAUCGCUCAUUCUCUCUGCUUCUAUUCUCUUCUUCUCUCCUUGCUUUUGUCCCUCAUGUUUCCUUUCCUACUUGUUCUCACCACCUUUCUACCCUCUCAAUGCUCACUGAAUGCUUCCCUCCCUCUCUACCCCCUCCUGCUCUAUUGACUUGGUGUGUAAAAUAUUUUAGGGGGGGGUGUAUGCAGAAUGCUUGCACCUUCACUUGCAUUUAACAUUUUCUACACCUUAGAAAAUACUAAUAACUUAUUAGAAGUUCUACAGAUACAUUUCCAUAGAGAUCAACUUGAUGUCUGUGAAGAGAACCAAGAUAGACUAUUUAGCAGCAGCGAGUAGUACAGUCAUUCAUUCCAUCACUAUGUCCUUCUGGGAGGGAAUAGUUAGUCUUUCCAUUGUCCAUACUCCCUCCCCCUCCCCCUUCUUUUCUCGCUCUCUCUCUCACUCUGUGCUCAAGAUUCUGAAAGAAUUUGACCCCAGAGCUCUAAAGGUCAGAUGAGCAGACCAAUCACAAGCUUCUGGACAGCGCCCAGUACCCUUAGCGUGUCCCGACCUCUGACCCCUGAUGUGACGUCAGAGGGGGAAGGGUGAAUAGGUAGAUGAAAGGAGUGAGGGAUGGGUUAAGAGGGGUUAUGGGUUGUCUUGAAGAUGGCCAUUGUCCAUUUAAACAUGUUGUCAUAGCAGCAAGGUGGUCUGCAAGCUUUUGUGUGGGAAGAAUACGUUUGGAGAGUUUUGCUCAGGGAAGAGGAAGUAGACAGAAGACAAGAUAAUAUCAUGAAGAGGGAACGACUGUGACUCUGUUUGUUUGUAGACUAUUAAUCAAUAUCUGCUAAUGCAUUGCUUUACAGGAGAAGACUGCAACUUUAAGAUUGGGAUUGAAAUAUGAAACAAUUGUUGUAAUCAAUGAUUACACUUAAAGGUUUGGACUUUUGGACUUAAGUUGACCCCCCACUUCAAUUCCAUAGAGCAUGCAGCCUUGCACCCGGUCUUUCAUGAUUCUUAUAGGGACUUAACAUCAACAAUGAAUUUGAUCAUGAAACUGAACUUUUCAUUUGGUUGAAUAGAGUGAUGAAAAGGCACUAGUCUUAAUCCUUGUUUUUCUCUCUCUGUCCAUAGACGACCAGCUGUCAGCAAAGUCACCGUCCACGUCUCUGGGCUCCGAACUGACCUCCUCUGGGUCCUCAUCGUCCUCCCCCACCUCCCUCGAAGAUCGCCAGCCCCCCCUGGCCCCUCGGCCGUCACCUGGGGGUCUCCACGCACCCUCCCUCCCCAGCGAGAGCUCUUCGCCCCCCCACUGGCCCAGCCACAUCGCCCCCUAUACCACCUCCCUCCCCAACACCCACUCAUCCCUCUCUCCAGACUUCCCUCACCCCUCCUUAUCCUCCCAGACCCAAUCCCUGCCACUCAACCUCAAUCAGACAUCGGGCCACACCCUCUCCCAUCAGGCCCACUCCCACGCCACUAUGACCUCACCACAGAUGGGCAGCUCUGCCACCACCACUACCUCCUCCUUGUCCUCCUCCCUCCCUCCCCGCCAGGAGAGCACCAGUCCUGGGCAUCAGAACGGCUCCAGCCCCCCGGUGCCGGGGCAAGGCCAGAUCCAGGUGCCCCUGACCCUGGCUGUGGUCCUGGAGGAGCUGAGGGUGCUACAGCAGAGGCAGAUCCACCAGAUGCAGAUGACCGAGGAGAUCUGUAGGCAUGUUCUCCGGCUAGGAGGAGCCAUCUAUACCCAAGACACCUCCCAGGCUGGUAGUGGAGAGAACCACCAAAGAUCCACAGCAGGAUCCCCCUCCCCAACACACCAUCCCUAUUCAGCCCCUGUCCCAUCCUCGGCCUCCCCUCUCCUGGCCUGCCUCCCCUCCCUCCUCCCCCAGCUUACUGUCACCAAGCCCAGCCUCUCCUCUCACAGUAAUGGGACCAGAGCACCACACUCUACCUCGCCCUCCACCACUUGGAGCUCCUCGAUAGCCUCCUCCAUGCAUCCUCUGUCCCUGGGUCUACCCCCGCGCUAUCUCCAUGAGAAAUCCUCCAACACCUCCCUGUUCGGCCACAGCAACGGGGUCAGCUUCCCCACCCCGCCCCUCCCCACGACCAGCCACUCCCAGGACAACCUGCUGCUGUCCAGUUCCUCCUCGGCCGGGUCCUCAUCUGCAGGGCGUCCACAGCAUGCCUGUAAGUUUUGUGGUAAGGUCCUGAGCAGCGAUUCCUCGCUACAAAUCCACCUGCGCUCCCACACGGGGGAGAGGCCAUACCUUUGUCCUGUCUGCCUCAGCCGUUUUACCACCCGCGGGAACCUCAAGGCCCACUUCCUGCGCCACCGUGAGCAGAACCCGGAGUUGUCGCUCUCGCUGCUCCCUCCGGCUCUGGAGCAGCCCGCUCCUGUCGCCACCACCGCAGGCCAGAGACGCAGGAAGCGCCGGGCGGAAGAUGAGGAGCCACCGUUCGGUGGCGUGAAAGGAAUGACAGAAGGAAUGGCGCUCAGUUUCCUGUCUGGGGCGUCUCCUCGGCCUUCCCCAUCAUCUAUACCUAUGCCACCCAGUAUGGACAUGGCGCUGUUGUCCACGGCUCACUCCCUGCUACAGCUGAACAGGGCCUCCGCUGCAGCAGCCAGCGCCUCGGGUAGUGUGUUACCUUCAUCAUCAUCAUCAUCAUCCUCCAUGGGUGGCCAGUUCAAAGGGGUGAAGCAGCAGAGGUUUGAUGAGAACACCCCUCCACACUCCACCAUCCAUCCAGGCUCCCCCUACUCCCAGCUGGCCCACUUCCCCAAGAUCCUCUUCCCCGGAGGACCCUCGCCCCACCACCUUGCCCUCCUCUGUCCCCCAGGGACCCACACCACUGCCUCCCAGCUCCCCUACCCUCCCUACUCCAAACCCCAGACGUCCUCCCCCUCGUCCUCCUUCACCCAAACCUCCGACACCUCCAAGUUGCAGCGGCUGGUCAUGACACUGGAGAAGCAGCACCAGGGAGGGGGCCAGUCGUCCUCCUGCGGCCAAGCAGACGGCUCCUCAAACAGGGACACCCACGGCCAUGACCUGACCACCAGCUCCAACGCCUACCGCAGGGAGAUGAUGGCAGCGCUGGGCCUCAACCCCAACCCUGGGGCCAUGGUGAGCAGCAACAGCCAGGGACAGGAUCUCCCAGGAUCCACCAAUCCCGCCCUGGCCCCUAACCAGUGUGGUGUGUGCCUGCGGGUGCUCUCCUGCCCCAGGGCCCUGAGUCUCCACCAGGCCACUCACCUGGGCGAACGCCCCUUCCCCUGUAAGCUGUGUGGACGCUCCUUCUCCACUAAGGGAAGCCUGAGGGCCCACCUCGCCACCCACCGCGCCCGUCCGGCCAACUCCCGCACCCAGAACUCCUGCCCGCUGUGCCCGCGCAAGUUCACCAAUGCCCUGGUGCUGCAGCAACACAUCCGCAUGCACCUGGGUGGUCAGAUACCCCCGGGGGGAGAGGGGGAGGAAGGCCCAAAUAUGCCCCAAGAGGAUCCCACUGAUCUGAGCCAAAUGACCACAGCCUCUCCAUCCAAACCCUGCCUUCAAGGCCUCCAACCCAUGGCCUUAUCAAUGACCAGCUCCAUCUCUAACCCUAACCUGCUGGUCAGCAGCUUGGACUCAGGAGGGCCAGCGACCAAGGAAUCCCAUGCAGCUGACCCGAGCCCCCAUAUAGAGGGAGAGUCUGAACCCUCACCCUCAACAGCCAGCAUUAGCCCACCUCUGACCCAUAAUCCCUCCCCAGAAGACCCCAUGCUCCUGGGGCAAAGAUCUGAGUCUGACGACGGCCCCGCUGGAGCCUCCAUAGAAGACUCGCAAGACUCCCCAGCUGACCUCUCUAACACCAGCCCAAGUAGGCGACCAUCCGCGACCAGCUCCCAGCCCGCCUCAGUGGUGAAGGGUGAGGCAGAGGAGAAGGAAAACGUCCCUCUCGCCCUCUGUCCCCCCAGACCAGGUGUGGAUACUGAUAGCAGUAGGUCAGGAGGGCUCACUAACGGCUCUGGGUCAACCACAGAGAACCAGACCAACUCUCCAGAUGGACUCCUCCUCAGCCUUGAAUCUGAAUCCACCCUGAACUCCCCUGCCACCCUCACCCCAUCCCUACCACCCUCACCCCCUCCCCCUAAAGAAGCUCCAGAGCCAGCCCCCCAGGCCUCCAGUAUCACCCCACAGGAGCCCAGUCCUGAAGGGGAGGUGGCCCAAUCUGAAGGGGAGAGCGAGGGCACAGCACCCAGAGAUACCUCAUCAGUAAUGGGGCUUGAGAGUGAGAAGGAGACCCCUAGCUCCACAGAGGAGAGCGAUAGGGCUCCAAAGGUACCAGAGGCCUCCCAGCUAGCCACCCCAGCCUCAACGCCCUCCAAACCCUACUCCUGCACCAUGUGUGGGAAGGCAUACGCCAGCCGCAGUGGAUUAAAGGUAAACAUAAGAUAAGGAUAGAUCGUAUUAGAACCAUACGUUCCUAUGGAUAUACAGAACACUUGACAGAAGCUAAAUUGUGAUUCUUGAGAUUUGGCUAUUUCUCAUGUUUUAUUGUGUUUUCAUGCUAGCAAAUAUAUUCUAAUUAAAAUGAUUGAUUACUUAACCAAUACUAUUUUUCUGUGUUUCCAUCAACAGGGACACAUGAAGACACACCCUGUGUUGACCAACGUCCCCACCGAGACUUCUCCUCCCGCCACCCUGACCAAUGACACUGUGGAGGAUCCGAGUUCUCUCUCAGCCAAUGGGAACACUGGAGAGAAGGAUGAAAAGGAACGAUUGGCCAAAUCUCCUGAGAAACUUGUUACCUUAGAAGAUCAGCCAAUCACUGCUGGUUCUGGGGAGGAAGCAGAGCAACCUGCGAACACUACUGAGUAA
Molecule: messenger RNA, 5577 nt
Organism: Coregonus sp. 'balchen'
Lineage: Eukaryota; Metazoa; Chordata; Actinopteri; Salmoniformes; Salmonidae
Source: the annotation of a GenBank genome assembly